Stylophora pistillata is the source of this 1891-nucleotide messenger RNA. RefSeq lists its product as uncharacterized. Lineage: Eukaryota; Metazoa; Cnidaria; Anthozoa; Scleractinia; Pocilloporidae. Gene Ontology annotation, molecular function: RNA binding. The record is from RefSeq and is a predicted model, not a curated record.
CCAAACUUCUUUCCCCGAAUUUCGAAAGUCUAACUAAAAUGUGUUUUUAAAUGACUAUUUUCUGCGCAAGAAUGAUCGAAUAGCCUUUGAAAGGUGGUAGGAAAUAUUAAUUAACAAGAUGGUACGGGAAACCCGCCACUUGUGGGUUGGAAACCUUCCGGAAAACAUCAGAGAAGAAGAAAUUGUCAAGCACUUUACUCGAUAUGGCCGAGUGGAAAGUGUCAAAAUCUUGCCUAAACGUAGCGCAGAAGGAGGAAGAGCUGCUUUUGUAGAUUUCGUGGAUAUUCGGAGCGCUACCAAAGCUCACGAAUCUGUGAAUCGAAUCGGUGACCGCGAAAUGCGAACAGAUUACAACGAGCCGGGCAAUGCGGGUAAUAUCUCCCGGCUGCACGGGCAUACGGACCCUCCCUCGAGACCUACGAGUAACACAGCCCCAGGAUCGCCCGCACAAAGACGACGAUUUGAAAGAAGACCGGAGGGCAGUGGACCUGAUGGGCGUUAUAAUGGUCGAUCACAAGCCUUUUACCAAGAAGAUUAUAGUGAAGAUGAAACUGGAUCCUCUAGGGUAUCUGCCAAAGGAGGAGGCACUACAAGCCGGUCAAGACCUCGCAGUAGUGGAGAUCAUCGACGUCAACCUUAUAGUCAUGAACCCCGUCGAAAUACCCACAAGUUACCUGAAGCAUAUCGUGAUCAAGAGCCCAGUCCAGAUCACACCAGUGGUAGUGAAAGUGGAAGUGAGAGCAGCCACAGUGGGAGUCAGUCUGCCAGUUCAAGUGGCAGCAGCAGUAGCGAGGAAGAUAGCAGAGCUGGAAGUGCUCAUGGGAAUGCACCACCUCCUGGAGAGGUGCCACAGAGUACAACCAGAACAUCAUCACUUUGUUUGAGGAAUAUUUCAUUGAGAUCAGGAGAUAGUGGUGUCCGCGAUGGUCUUUACCAUGAGUUUAAAAAGCAUGGGGAUGUGACACGUAUUUCUGUAAAUGGGCAGGGAACCAGCAGAUAUGCUAUUGUACAAUUCAGAAGACCUGAAGAUGCUGAGAGAAGUCUUGAAAUUUGCCGUGGCAAAAUGUUCCUUGGUUCUGAGAUGGAUCUUCAGUAUUGGCAAAAUGAUCGAUAUGAGAGCAGUGACCACUCUCGCCAUCGCCCACAUGCCAGUUCCUUGAUGGAUGAGGAUUUUGAUCCCGGUUGUACUCGUACUCUGUUUGUUGGGAACAUUGAGAAGUCGACAACAUAUGCCGACCUCAAGGAAGCAUUUGAGAGAUAUGGUGAAAUUGUGGAUGUUGAUAUCAAGAAACAGACAGGAAACAAUCCAUAUGCAUUUAUUCAGUUUGUUGAACUCAGCAGUGCCAUCCAAGCUCGUCGACGAAUGGACAGGGAAUUUGUAGGAAGGAACAGAGUCAAGGUUGGAUUUGGCAAGGUGUCCCCCAUAAACACCAUCUGGGUAGGGAUGCUGGGUGAUCUGAGUGAGCAGCAGAUUGAGAGACACUUCAGUCGAUAUGGGCGUGUCACUAAGGUGGUGGUGAAUUAUCACAGAGAACAGGCGCUGGUGAGUUUUGACAGCGUGGAAUCUGCCAGCAUUGCCCAAGCAGAGAUGAAGGGCAGGAAUAUGUUUGGAAGGCGUGUGAGGGUUGAGUUUGUAAGUCGCGAAAGCCGACAACUUUUUAACGACGCCUUGCAACGUUCUGCUCCGUCUGACAGCAGCAGUAGUAACCGAAGAUACGAACCUUCAUCCCCUAGAACACGAGGCAGAGGCAGCGGCAGCGGCCCCGGGUAUUACGAUCAUCGAUGGGAAAGAGGCCGAGGAGGGCGCGGGACUAUGAGACGCGAGAUGUCCAAUCACCGACCUUGGCAUAGAGGCGGCGGUAACUAAGACUAUCCUGAGGGUAGCGGUUAU